Xyrauchen texanus (razorback sucker) is the source of this 3031-nucleotide messenger RNA. Its product is annotated as carnitine O-palmitoyltransferase 2, mitochondrial-like. The record is from RefSeq and is a predicted model, not a curated record. Bases 275 to 2284 code for a protein of 669 amino acids. The transcript has 5 exons. Gene Ontology annotation, cellular component: mitochondrion. Gene Ontology annotation, biological process: fatty acid beta-oxidation. Gene Ontology annotation, molecular function: carnitine O-palmitoyltransferase activity. Lineage: Eukaryota; Metazoa; Chordata; Actinopteri; Cypriniformes; Catostomidae.
UAUUAAAAUCAGAUUUUUGUUGUUGUUUAGCUGUGAAGUAGCCGGGUUUUUUUUUUAAUAAACAUGCAACUUGUUGGGACAAAACUUUUUAGGUUUGACUAAUAUUUUCACAGGUAAUUCAUAAUUGAAUUGUUGGCUCUACUGACAGGGACUGAAUUGCUCUGCAUUUAUCAGAGACCCUGAAUUCUUUCACUGUGUUGGCAGCUUACAGAACUAUCAAACAAGACGGACGCUUUCAAAUACCAAAUUUAUAACUCCUCACAUUGAAAGUUGCAUGAUGGCAGGGUUGCUUUUUACGCAAUAUUACUCAACACUGGGUAAAUUAAAACUUUUGAGGAAUAAUACUGCACUGAGAGUCCUGACUACCACUCAGCGCCAACACAGCACUAAUGAUGGAGCUGGAAUUGAGUAUUUGCACAAAAGUGUCGUCCCGACAAUGCAUUACCAGAAGAGUUUACCAAGAUUACCAGUCCCCAAAUUGGAGGAUACAAUACAGAGAUAUUUGGCAGCCCAAAUACCCCUGCUUAAUGAUGAACAGUACAGUAAUACGGAGAAAGUAGCACAUGACUUCCAGAAUGGUAUAGGCAAGCAGUUGCAUGAAGAACUUGUGACCUUAGACAAGAACAACAAGCAAACCAGCUAUAUCUCAGCUCCAUGGUUUGACAUGUACCUGUCUGCACGAGAGUCUGUUGUGCUUAACUUUAACCCCUUCAUGUCCUUUAACCCUGACCCCAAACUGGAGUACAACAAUCAGCUUUUGCGGGCCACCAACAUGGUCUGUUCGGCUGUGCGGUUUAUGAAGACCCUGCGUGCUGGUCUGCUUGAACCUGAGGUGUUUCACCUUAACCCUGCCAAAAGUGACACAGACAGUUUCAAGAAGCUGAUCCGAUGGGUGCCCUCCUCCAUCUCAUGGUUCGGAGCUUACAUGGUAAAUGCGUAUCCUCUGGAUAUGUCCCAAUACUUCCGCCUCUUCAACUCCACACGUAUACCAAAGUACAAUCGCGAUAAGCUCUUUACAGAUGAGAAGGGCCACCACCUGCUUGUGAUAAGACGAGGCAACUUGUAUGUGUUUGAUGCAUUGGAUCGGGAUGGUAACCUGAUAAAUCCCGCUGAGAUUCAAGCUCACCUGAAAUACAUCCUAGCAGACCCUACACCUGCUCCUGCAUUUCCUUUGGGUGUUCUAACUAGUGAGAACAGAAACACAUGGGCAGGGUUAAGACAAAAGCUUCUGGAUUCAGGAAACGGUGAAGCUCUGAAUUUAGUAGACACUGCUCUGUUUUGCCUCUGCCUGGAUGAGGAGGACAUGAGAGACCAUAUCCACAUCUCCCACAACAUGCUUCAUGGGGACGGCUGCAACCGCUGGUAUGACAAGUCCUUCAGUAUCAUCUUGGCUAAGGACGGGCAGGCGGCCAUCAACUUUGAGCACUCCUGGGGCGAUGGCGUGGCUGUCCUACGUUUCCAGAAUGAGGUCUUCAAGGACACCACUGAGAAGCCUCUGGUUGGCCCUGGUUCUCCACCAGCAUCCGUGGACUCUGCCUCUGCAGUUAAGCAGUUAGAGUUCAAACUUAAUGCAGAGUUAGAAGCUGGAAUCUCAAAGGCCAAAGAGAACUUCCAUGCUGCAGUGUCAAAGCUCACCAUUGAUGCCAUGGAGUUCAAGAAAGGUGGAAAGGUGCAACUUAAGAAAAAUAAGCUAAGCCCAGAUGCCAUUGCCCAACUGGCUUUCCAGAUGGGCUUCCUACGGCAGUACGGGCAGACUGUUGCCACAUAUGAGUCCUGCAGCACUGCAGCCUUUAAACACGGUCGCACGGAAACUAUACGUCCUGCUAGCAUUCACACAAAAUCCUGUGUCAAGGCCUUCAUCCAGCAGCCUGGACAGCACACAGUUGAACAGUUAAAAGGGCUGCUGAAUGAAUGCUCCAAAUACCACAGCCAACUCACUAAAGAGGCAGCCAUGGGUCAAGGGUUUGAUCGGCAUCUUUUUGCCAUGCGCUACCUGGCUAAUUCUAAAGGAAUUGCACUGCCUAGUCUGUACCUGGACUCAGCCUAUGCCACCAUAAACCACAAUAUUUUGUCCACCAGUACUCUCACUAGCCCUGCGGUCAGUCUUGGCGGAUUCGCUCCUGUGGUGCCUGAUGGUUUCGGAGUGGGCUAUGGUGUCCAUGAUGAAUGGAUUGGGUGCAACGUGUCCAGCUACCCUUCCAGAAAUGUUCAUGAAUUCCUUAAGUGCGUUCACAAGUCCUUGGAAGACAUUUUUACAGUCCUCGAUGGAAAGCCCAUUCAUUAAAAGAUCACAUCUGUUGAAGAAGUCGAUUAGAGCAAUGGGCAUUUUCAAAUAGUCUGGAUUCAGAACAUCUGUUUUUUGUUUUUCUGUUAUCAGACAAUGACUUAUUGUAUAUCAUUGUUAUCUUUAAAAGUUGACUGUAGAUCUAAAUGAGCUUUAUACUUUUUGGAUGGCAAAUGUAUGAUGCUUAAGAAACUGAUCAAUGAGCAAAAAACAUAAAUGGUUAGGGCAUGCUAGAUAAUGUUUUGAAAUGCAAGUGUUUUAAAAAACAAUUAUAGCAAAUCUACUGUAUUUUAACUUUUGCAAUACAAUUUUCCGCUUUAUUAAAUCAGAAAUGAGUUUUAUUGUCACUGUAGAGGUAUGUCAAUCAUCUUCAAUAUUGAUAGAAACCUGUCUCCUAAAUGCUCCUUUUAUCUAUCAAUGUAAUUAUUUAGGACACUGGAUUUUUCACUUCAAGAUGAAGUACUUUUGUUCAUUUUUACCCAAAUUUAUCUCUGCAUCAUACACAACAGAAGGACAUAUAAAGUGUUCACAAAUGCUUAGUAAAUGAAUUUACAUUAAAUAUUAAAUAUUUAUUUUUCUGUGCCUUAACGAGAUGCGAGAACAUAAAGGAAUUAAAAAAAGAUAAAUCUUUGUCAUAUGAAACUGUAUCUGAUUGUAAAAAGUCUGUAACAAAGCUGAAUAAACAUUUUCAUCGGUUGACAUAGUUCAGCCACAAAUUAACAUAUUUGUGGGCAUCACAUGCCUAUU